Fusarium vanettenii 77-13-4 is the source of this 594-nucleotide messenger RNA. RefSeq lists its product as uncharacterized. The transcript has 3 exons. Gene Ontology annotation, biological process: telomere maintenance via recombination; tRNA threonylcarbamoyladenosine modification. The coding region runs from base 1 to 594 and encodes 197 amino acids. The record is from RefSeq and is a predicted model, not a curated record. Gene Ontology annotation, cellular component: cytosol; EKC/KEOPS complex; nucleus. NCBI's taxonomy places the organism in Eukaryota, Fungi, Ascomycota, Sordariomycetes, Hypocreales, Nectriaceae.
AUGUCUCUCGAAACCGUGACUGUCGAGCAUCUGCCAGCCUCGCACAAGGUCCACGUUGCCCUAUUCCGUGACGUACGGAAUGCGGCCUUUUUGCACCAGCAGCUCCUCGGUCGGAAUCCGGCCUUUGAGUACGCCUUUAUCGAUGCCUCCGUGGUCAUUUCUAGGCUUCAAUUAUUAUCCGCCGUCUUCAAGGCUACGUCGGCGGCCGUGAAUGGUGCCUUGAGGACCCCCAACGUUCACUCCGAGAUUGUCUCUUGUAUGAGCUCUUCUAAUAACAUUGCCGAUGCGUACCGCCGAUAUGGCAUCUCCCCUUCAACCAAGGACCUCAUUGUGGUCAAGGUCACCUUUCCAGCAGACAAUGGCACAGAGCCCCUGACCCAUGACCAAAUUUGGGAACAUCUCAAGACCAAUGUCGAGGGAGAAGCAUCACCUAUCACAGAUGAGCAGAUCGCUACUACCAGUGACGUAGCUAAAGUGCGCAAGUAUUACAAGCUGAACGGCUUGAAGUGGCUCGAUGAGAUCAAGGACAACAAUGUCAGGCAUAGGGAGAUGGAGUCGCUCGUCAUCAGUGCAAUGGCUCUACGUGGAGUCUGA